Caenorhabditis remanei is the source of this 264-nucleotide messenger RNA. RefSeq lists its product as uncharacterized. Lineage: Eukaryota; Metazoa; Nematoda; Chromadorea; Rhabditida; Rhabditidae. Bases 1 to 264 code for a protein of 87 amino acids. The transcript is spliced from 2 exons. The record is from RefSeq and is a predicted model, not a curated record. Gene Ontology annotation, molecular function: protein binding.
AUGCCGGUUCCCGAAGAAAAGGAAUUCGUGAUGAGACAUUGUUUCAGUAAGUGGUAUACUGACGAAUUCGGACCGAAGGAGAUUCGUUACAAUAUUCCUUGGAGUAUGCAAUUAUACUGCAAGAGACAUUGCCUAGAGGCCUACCUGUUCUGCUGGAAAGAAGGUUCUGGAUGGUCGAUCGACGCGGAUUAUGAAGUAAAAUUCGUGGGAAAAAGAAAGAGUUUCGGAGUGAAAGGAACUGUUCGAUUCGAUGGAUAUGAAUAA